This is a messenger RNA of Neodiprion fabricii, 4615 nucleotides long. It is a transcript of the gene Rab3-GAP, whose product is annotated as rab3 GTPase-activating protein non-catalytic subunit. Bases 318 to 4565 code for a protein of 1415 amino acids. The transcript is spliced from 20 exons. The record is from RefSeq and is a predicted model, not a curated record. Lineage: Eukaryota; Metazoa; Arthropoda; Insecta; Hymenoptera; Diprionidae. Gene Ontology annotation, biological process: regulation of GTPase activity.
AAAUUUACGGAAGGAUUCUGUUUUUAAGUGUAUCAAAUUUCGAAAUUGUAUUUAUUUCUAUUCGGCGCGCGCCAAAAUUUAUCCGGACAUAAUGUACGCUGCAUCUAUCCUCUCUUUUAAGGAACUUAGAACGCGUUGUUUGAAAUUCCGCAAUAUAUACUAGCAUUCUCAGAAACAUCGUGUCAUAUGAUCUGACAAUUCUACUAACUUUUCAGUCAAUUUCCAUCGAACUUUAUUCCGCUACAGCCUGCAUAUUCAUGCAUAUUCGAGAUGAGAGUCAUUUAACAACAUAUUUAGAAUAAAGUGUCAGCACGAAAAUGUCGUGCCAAAUCAAAGGAAUCGCUAAUUUGGUCGAUUUGCCCAACGUCAAGAAUUCCUUACUCAGAGAUGCUGCCUCCAAACUGGAUUAUGUACCGGAUAAAGAACUGCCUCUUCAAGAUCUUAUUAUCUCCUUAUCACCAGCAGGGGAUGUCCUCGCAAUUGCUUGGAAUAAAAAUAUGGUCAUUCUGACGUCAAAAUGGGAUUCGCAUGAACCUGGAGAUGUGAAAAUGAAAUUUCAUCAUACAUGGAGUGGAGAUGUAACGGAUGAGGAGAAUGAACAGAUAACAUGUCUGGCAUGUCUACCUCUUAUAUCUUUAGGCAAAACCAAUGCUGGUAGCGGUCCUGAUUGGACCUGUAUGGCCGUUGGAUUUUCUAGUGGGUUUAUAAGGUUCUAUACAGAGACUGGUGCGUUGUUGAUUGACGAACAGCUUCACAAUGAAGCAGUUUUGGGAAUCAAAUGUCAAUCACAUUCUCCUUCCCGGCAUGUUGGAGAUUCUGGACUAUCCGAAGAGAUCCAUGUACUGUAUAACAGUGCAGUUUGCAUAAUGCAAGGGUUUCCGCUGUUUUCUACCUUGAGAGCAUGCAGAAACCACUUGGCUAGAGUGCAGGCCAAUUGCAAUGCUAAGCCUCCGGCAGCAAAUCUUUCAUAUAAAAAAUGGGGCUUUAAGAACCAAGGAAUCACAAAUGACAGUGAAGUCAUUGGUACAACAUCCGUAGACACCUUUGACCAUUUGAUGUCUGCGUCUAUUUGUGGUGGCUAUAAUGCUGCGUAUCGCUCUAGUGCACCACAACACAGUCUAGUUAUGGCAACUGGCAAAAGACCAUUUAUUGGUUUUCAUUACGCAUUGGAAGGUGGGGCUGCUCCAGUUUUAUCUGACGUCGCGAUUGCUAUGGCUAGCAAAUUAGCAAGUGCAAUAGGAACUGCUGUUCCAUGGUUUCGUGGAAACAAAAAAACUCCUACAUCGCCAGAAAAGACCAAAGGAGUUAUAAGCGAACCAGCAGAACCAAUGAUCUGCAGAUUUGGUUUGAGCGAUAUUAUGAGAGAAGGGGACUGCAUUGUCGUAAGCCCUAAUAGGGCUCUAUCUAUUGUAUCAGAUGCUAUGGGGAGAGUUACGUUGGUUGAUAACAGACGUGGUGUUGCUGUGAGAAUGUGGAAAGGGUAUAGGAAUGCUCAAUGUGGGUGGAUUGAAGUUAUGGAGGAGAAAAACAAUGGAUCUCGCAAAAGUCGUGGCAGCAGCAGUAGCAGUAGUAGUGGUAAUGUUCACGGUCGGCGAAUUGCCUUAUUUUUGACUAUCUAUGCACCAAAGAAAGGAGUAAUCGAUAUUUGGGGAAUUCAACAAGGACCCAAAAUUGCAACCUUUUCUGCCAGUAAAAAUGGACGGCUGCUAUACACAAAUUACGGUCUUCUGGGUUUAAAUGAUAUGACGAUGUCAUCUGCAAACCGUGCGCAGUAUCCUUGUGUGUUUGUGGACCCUUUGGGAGGUCUGAAAGAAGUGAUUGUUCCAUUUCACUUCGCUCUGAGUAGUAAAAAUGGAAAAAGGGCUCGAGACUUACAUCUGCUCAAAAAAUUGAAAGCAUUUCUAAGGGAGGAAGAGUUUGACAGUGAGAAAUUAAUUAACGAAGUUACUUCUACAUGUAUGGAUUUCAAAACGAACGAAAUUCGCCUGCAGGCUGUAGAAAUGUUGAUGGUCAACAAGCAUAUCACCCCCGAAUCACUACUAGCAGCAUUGGAUGUAUUUGUUGAAAACCUAUCGCAAUAUAAAGACGAUGAGUUUGAACCAGCUGCCAAAUCCCUUUAUCAAACCUCGACGCGGCUCCAAAGAGUUAUUGCGUUUUACAAAUCUGUUUACCUGCAAUUCAAUCAACCUCCUGAGUACAAUACCAUCGCUUCAGAUAGCUUGCCUAGUUGUAAACAGUUAUCUGGAAUUCUUUUAGCAUCUGAAAGAGAGAUACGACGUAUUUUAAAGUUAUCAAAGACGCUGAGUGAAUUCGAAAAGCCAAAAAGUAGAUCACAGACUAAGGUCCUAUUCAAAGAAGAUGGCAGUGCAUUUGUGGAUUUUCUAUCUUGCUUUGAAUUUGGUGGUUCAGGAGAUUUUAUUGGCAUAAAAAAAGACGUACCGGAAGAAAAGAAACACAACAUUUGUCAAUUGUUGUAUCAGGGCUGGUUGUAUUCAGAUGAUCCAAUUACAAAUUGGCAGAAUGUAGCUCUACACAGUUGCAUUCAGCCAGCUAUUCUAAUGCAAUUUGCACUUAUUUAUUGGUUGCAUAAAAAACCCGGGGCCCCACUGGAAGUUGAAUUGAAACGAUUCAAACAACUUCUUCACGCAAUUUGUUCUCUGAUGGAGGUAGAAGAAAUUUGUGUUGAAUAUAAUGAGAUAUCUUCGUGGUGGCAAGAAAUGCGAAAUAUAUUGUCAGACUCGACAAAUCCGUUCAAUGCACUGACAGCUGCGAUGGUUUGUAGAGCAGUGGCAAUGAAGCUUGAAAAAAGCAAAGAUACAGCAUACAACAGUGAACAGAAGGAUGGUAAUGGUAACAAGGAUGAAGAUGCAGAGAAUGGGAAUACUAGUGAAAAGAUGGAGGACUUAGAUGAAGAGCUUAAUAGAACCCCAGAAGAAGAGAAUUCCAGUUCAACAAGUGAUUGGGAAAAUGUAAGCAAAGAUACUUGCCAAUUUACAGCCCUUAUCAGCAAUCUCGAAGAUAUAGCUAUAUUAAAUGCUAUUGUCAGUCAAAAGCCACCAUCAGACCACACAACAGAAUUUUUCGGUCUGCCAUUUGAAAGUAUGAAUAUUUCUUUGGGCUAUGUUCUCUCCAGAGGCCAAGGUUCAGUAUCAGAAAUCGUUGCCAAGUGGCUUAGUUCAACGGGAAUUGAUCCAGCUCGUUUGAUAGACACAACAGAUGUGGAGUUUGAUCAAAUGCAAUUGUCAAUGGAUUCUUUAAAAAUAGCAGAAUCGUUAGAUGAAGCUGCAGCAAUGGAACUAUCGCAGCAAGACCAAAUGAAACUUCUCUCCGUUUCUGUAGAACUUGGUAGUGAAGCGCAAGCAGAUUCAACUGCACAAAGUUACAUUCUAGAAAAAUUAACUGUAUUGAAGAAAUCUUUCCCGUACAGUCUAACGACUAGUGUUCUGCUUGCUAAUCUUUGUUGGGAAUUUACUAUGACUUGGAAUAAGGAUGUCACGCAACUUGAUGCGCUUGAAGCAGCUUUAGCUGUUCUUAGACAAAUUCCUAUGAAGCACAUGCGACAAGGAGUUUGCUGCCUUCUUUGGACACUGCACAUGAAAAAAAGGAUGGAGGCGGCAGCAAAACUGAUGAACAAGUCGGGAAAGUUGCCAAAAGAAAGAUAUUGUUUACAGGACGUUGGUGUUUCUGAUAUGCAAUUAAUUACACUACUACAACUCUGUGUUAUGUUCUUGGAUAUAUUUCUAGACGCAGAAGUGAUGGAAAUUGAGAAUAGUUCGAUUAUAAAAUCAGAAGAAAUUUGGGAAAGUCAUCCCAUAGGUCCGCAACCCUUCGCAGCUCUAGCACUUUCUCAAACUCCUGCUUGGUAUGAACUGGUGAUGCUACAUCUGCAAUUGGCUAACGUCUUGCACAUGAUGGCUUACUUUAAUCUGAAAGUACAAAAGCCUUUGAACAUUCUUUUCGACUCUGUGUCGCAUCCAUAUUUUUUCCAAGACAUCACCAACAAAGCAUUGCUGACGUGGUUUCGAGAUGAAAAACGCGAUAGUGCAAGAACCGAGUUUCUUUGUCGUGUAAUCACUGCUACUAUGGACUCGAUUCAUCAAGAAACGACGGAAGAAAACAACUUUAGCUCUACGCAAGCUAUUACCUGGAUGAGCAAGUGUCAAACACUAGCUUCUAUAUGGAAAAUAAAUAACGAUGAGCUGAGAAUUCACCAAGUUUGUGAAUUAUAUAUUAACGGAUUUGACCGAUUAGCUGAAGAGAUCCUUACGGCGGUAAAUGACACGGAGGGACUUGCAGUUAAUUUGUUACCUAUAGCUGGAAGAAGAAUGAUGGCUUACCUAUCCAAAACGCCAGAUCUUCUGGAAGAAAUAUCAAGAAUAAGUCCUACGCUAACUACAUAUCUCGAGGGCUUGUGUAAUCCAAGCGCAGCAUAUACAAGUUGUUCAAAUAGCGAUACCAUAGAACUUAUUCAAAGGGUUUCAAGGACUUUACCUGAAACAUAUCCUAAUUAUCACAUCGCGCAACUGAUGCUUGAUGCUACGUUUAUUUACGAAGGUAAAACGUGAUGAGCCAGUCUUUACUUCUGUCAACAAAGUACUAAAACCACAGACGUGAA